Molecule: messenger RNA, 770 nt
Organism: Aureobasidium vineae
Lineage: Eukaryota; Fungi; Ascomycota; Dothideomycetes; Dothideales; Saccotheciaceae
Source: the annotation of a GenBank genome assembly
UUAUUCAAUUCAUGAUCUCCGAAGAUGAGAUUGCCAACUAUGAAGACUUUCGAGAUUGUGUGUCCGAACUGUUGAUCUCAAGGCUCUCGGGCACUGCAGACAAAAAGAAGAAGANNAAAGCUACCAAGGGCCGCAAGAAUGAGAUCAAGCCUGUGAGCAGGCCAGAGCAAGAUCCAGAGGACAACGAUGCCCUGGUUGCUGACCUGGGUGAGACGAUAGAGUUAUUCCCUUCAUUGCCUGAUGAUCUGCGGACUCUGUCAUACAGUGACGUCCAGAAUGAUGCUCAGUUGGCUGAAAAGUACAGCGUGCCUCUGGACUCGGAUGUAUACGAAGACCUACUACAACCUUUGCCACUAUCCGUGUCAGAUUCAUUGACCUCUUAUGGUCUACUCUCUGAUCCCACGGACCUACCACGAUUACUGGAACCUGUCUUCACAUCGUACAUCACAAGCAGAACCACUGCACCACCAGAAUUUGCUCCUUCCAGUCGAGCCACCGAGUGUGAGAUUUGCGAGAGAGAACAUCUUCCUCUCACUUACCAUCACCUGAUCCCGAGGGCUGUGCAUGCAAAGGUUGUCAAGCGUGGCUGGCAUGCUAGCUGGGAGUUGAACAAGGUUGCUUGGCUAUGCAGGGCUUGCCACAGCUUUGUGCAUCGACUUGCAACCAAUGAAGAAUUGGCCAAGGAAUGGUAUAGCAUUGAGUUGCUAUUGGAAAGAGACGAUGUUCAGAAGUGGGCAGUCUGGGUCAGCAAGGUACGAUGGAAAGCCAAG